AUGUCUCCCACCUCGGUUGACGACCACCUCAGCGAGGAAUCCCCCACCCCGACUAUAAACGGCGAAGGUCUUCAACUGCACCAUAUUCCGUCCCAUGUUUCGGCCCACGACAUCCCGAUUCCCAUGAGCAUUCAUGCCACGGUACCCGCAACUCCAACCAAGACAAAAACGAUAGACGACUCCAUAUACGACCGCCUUCCACCACAUCGCAAGCACAUAAUCACCUGCAUUCUCUCGGUUUGCGGUUUUCUGGCCCCCAUCUCAUCCACGACGGUUCUUUCCGCAAUUCCUGAGGUCGCAGGCACCUACCACACGACCGGCUCCAUCAUCAACGUGUCGAAUGCCGUGUAUCUCGUUUUCAUGGGUUUAUCUCCGUGUUUUUGGGCCCCCAUGAGCCAGGUAUACGGCAGGCGCUGGAUAUGUCUGUCCAGCGCGUUCUUAUUCUUCGCCUGCUCGCUUGGGACUGCUCUCAGCCCCAACCUUGCCGCGUUCUUCAUUUUUAGAGCUCUGACUGCCUUCCAAGGCACGUCAUUCCUAAUUGUCGGUGCGAGUUGUUUGGGAGACAUUUACCGGCCAGUUGAGCGUGCGACUGCUAUGGGCUGGUUUCUCUCCGGAACACUAAUUGGUCCGGCUAUAGGACCAUUUAUUGCGGGCGUCAUUGUUACAUACCGCAGCUGGCGUGUUAUCUUCUUCCUCCAAGCAGCCCUAGGAGGUCUAGCAACCGUUCUCGUAUUCUUCUUUCUCCCGGAGACAAUCCACUUCAAGCGAUCAGACGAGCUCGUCGGGCUGAGCCGCGCGAAGACGGUCCGAAUGAUAUGGGAGUGGACGAAUCCUAUCCGCGUGGUGAAGCUUUAUAAGUAUCCUAAUCUGAUUGUUGCUUCCUUGGCGUCCUCUGCUCUCGUCUGGAACAUGUACUCGCUACUCACGCCGAUCCGAUACAUCAUCAACCCCCGCUUCGGCCUGACCACCCCCAUCCAAUCCGGUCUCUUCUACCUCGCACCGGGCAUGGGGUACAUUACCGGCACGUUCAUGGGCGGACGCUAUGCCGACUACAUUGUCAAAAAGUGGAUCGUCAAGCGCAACGGCGAGCGUGUUCCAGAAGACCGCUUGCGGAGUUGUGUCCCAUUUCUUGGGGGCGUCAUUCCGGGCUGUAUGCUUAUUUAUGGCUGGUCACUCGAGAAGAAGGCGGGCGGAGUUGCGUUGCCUAUUAUCGUGAUGUUCCUUCAGGGUUGCGCACAGCUCUUUUGCUUCCCGAGUUUGAAUACAUAUUGUCUCGAUGUCAUGCAAAGCCGUUCAGCUGAGGUUGUUGCUGGAAAUUACAUGGUCCGCUACUUUUUUGCCGCGGCCGGCUCGGCUGUCGUCCUCCCCGCAGUACAGGUCAUCGGCGUGGGCUGGUUUUCCACUAUAACGGCGGUAUUCUUGGUGUUUUCCGCUCUCGCGGUGUAUUGCACUGCCGUCUGGGGCCAGUCAUGGCGUGACUGGGCAGACCGACGGGGUGCAGGAAGUGUUGCGACUACGGAAAAGGCUGCAGCAUAA
Messenger RNA from Mycena indigotica, 1536 nucleotides. RefSeq names its product Major facilitator superfamily transporter protein. Gene Ontology annotation, biological process: transmembrane transport. The transcript is spliced from 10 exons. NCBI's taxonomy places the organism in Eukaryota, Fungi, Basidiomycota, Agaricomycetes, Agaricales, Mycenaceae. The record is from RefSeq and is a predicted model, not a curated record. The coding region runs from base 1 to 1536 and encodes 511 amino acids. Gene Ontology annotation, molecular function: transmembrane transporter activity.